AAAUCAUGCAAAGUAUUUAAAUGGGGGCCUGCUUCUGUUUGUGUCCGAUUUAAAAUGCCAGCGUUUCCGGCGAGCCCAACGUGAACGUACGGCUGAAUGAAGCGGUCAAAGAGGGCUUCUCCUCGGGUCCUGUCGCCUCCUCCACUUUCACCCUGCGUGCAGGAGCCGCGUCCACAUCCCCCCGCCUGCUGCUGAGUCUGGACCUCAGAGAGGCCGCGGCUCCACCGCCCGCACCGCGACUGCUGCUGCUGCUCCGGGCUGCCGUCAGAGGCAGCUUUGAAGGACUUUCACCAUGAAUAAGCAGCAAAGCAAAGAAACGCUCAAAGAAAAAGUGAAGGGGAUCUUUGGGCUCGGGACGCAACGGCAGCAAACGAAGCAGUGCGACUCAAAGCUCCCAGAGUUUAUAAUCACAGCCGACAUAAUAAAGGAACUGCAUCCUGAUUGUGGCCUGAGCAACCGCAUCCGGAUGAUGAACCAAAUCUGCGAUCUGGCCAAAAUAAAAAAAUUUGAAGAGAACGCAGUGGAGGCUGUGUGGAAAGCCGUGGAGGACAUGCUGUCUCAGGAGCAGCCGCCAGAGGCGCGACACGCCGUCCUGCAGCUUCUCCGGGCCAUCAUACAAGGACAGGGUGAGUGGCUCGGUCCUCUGAGGGCGUACUUUUUUAAGGUGAUCAGAGACUACCAACCCUGCAACGAGGACCUUUCAGAAAGACUGGAGGUGUUCAAGGCUUUGACUGAAAAUGGGAAGGACAUCACAUACUUGGAGGAGGACAUAGCACGGUUUGUCCUCCUGUGGAUGGACAUAGGUCUCACUUCAGACUUUCUCCAAGUUCUUGUGAAUUUGGUCAAGUACAACAGCUGCUAUCUGGAUCAGAACGUCUCAUGCAUGGUGCAGAAAAUCUGUCUUCUGUGCAACAGAACAACAUCAUCCACUGACAUAGAGGUGGCGCUCCAGGUCUUGGAUGCUGUUGUCUGCUACAACUGCCUGCCCUCUGAGUCCCUCACCGUCUUCAUUAUUACACUCUGCCGUACGGUUAACGUGAAAGAGUUCUGUGAAUCCUGCUGGAAGCUGAUGAGGAAAGUUCUGGGGACACAUCUGGGCCACAGUGCUAUAUACACCAUGUGCCGCAUCAUGGAGGAGAGUGAAUCCUCCACCAGGGUGUACAUGGAGGACGCUCCGCUGCUGAGAGGAGCCGUGUUCUUUGUGGGAAUGGCUCUGUGGGGCGCCCACAGACUGCCUGCUCUAAAAAACACACCAACACUAGUGCUGCCGUCUUUCUACAAGGCCAUGUCAUGUGCCAACGAGGUGGUGUCAUAUGAGAUCGUCCUCUCCAUCACCAGGCUGAUCAAGAAAUACGGCAAAGAGCUCCAGGUGGUCACAUGGGACAUCCUGCUGGGCAUCAUAGAGCGGCUGCUGCAGCAGAUUCAGAUGAUAGGCAGCGCAGAGCUGAAGGCCAUCGUUUACGAGCUUCUGACCACAGUGGAAGAGCUGUAUGAGCAGAACGGCUACCACGGCUCCACGGAGAAGUUCUUCAGUCUGGUGGAGAAAUGUGCAGACAAGAGACCUGACGCCUCGGUGCUGACCCUCGUCUCGUACAGAGCGCAAUCCAUUCAGCCUGCGAAGGACGGCUGGAUUCAGAGCCUCCACUGCCUGAUGGAGAAAUUCUUCAGGAACGAGACGCGCAGUGGCAUCAGGAUCAAAGUUCUUCACAUCCUGUCGUUCGUUCUGAGUACUAAUCGCCAGCUCUACGAGGACGAGCUAAUUGAGAAGGUGGUGAUCCCUCAGCUGGGUGGGAUCGCUGAGGACCGGGACCUGGCGGUCAGAAAGCAGGCCACCCAGCUGCUGGUGGACCUCGCCGAGGGCUGCAAUACGCAUCACUUCACCAGCCUCCUGGACAUCAUCGAGCGGGUGGCCAGUCGCUCUCUGGUUUGCUCUGGAUCCCUGGAGGCUUCUGACCCCACGGCCGACUCUCCCAUGGAGGAUGUCAAGACGGCUGUGCUGGGGCUGCUGGAGAUUCUGCAGAGCAAACUUUACAGCCUGCCAGCCAGCCAUGCCAGUCGUGUUUAUGAGCUGCUUAUCAGCCACCUGCAGCUCCACUACAAGAACAAAUACUGCUCGGCUAUCGCUUCUGCUGUUAGGCUGCAGGUGUUUGACUUCUUCCUGAUGAUGCGUGCCGACUCUCUGCACCGCGUCGGGGUGCCCAACAAGGACGGGGUGAUGAGGUUCAGCCCUUACUGCUACUGCGACGCUGGGGAGCCAGAGAAGCGUGGUUGCGAUAAGAAGCCUUCCGGUUCCAUAUCGCCCCCUGCUGGCGGUCCGGCUGCAGCUGCUGCGGCUCCUCCUGCUUCAGCAGCCUCCAUCCGGUCGGCCUGUCUUCCCUACGCGCCUGCCUUCAGCGUCCUGCUGCAGUGCCUCAAGAUGGAAACCGACUGGAAGGUGCUGAAGCUUGUCCUGGACAAACUGCCUUGGACGCUGCAGUACAAAGUGCUGCUGCUCACCUCGUCAUGCAGCGUGGACCAGCUCUGUUCCACACUGUGUAUCAUGGUGACGGAUCGUCAAAUCUCGGAGCGUUUGAAAAAGAUGCCUGAAGGUUUUUCCCGCACAGACGUCCAGCUGGCUGUGGUUCCCGUUCUCACGGCGAUAACCUCUUACCACAGCUACCUGGACCAAUCCAGACAGAGAGAGUUGGUUCAGUGUCUGGAGACCGGCCUCAUCUAUCGCUGUGCCAAGCAGUGUGUGGUGGCUCUCACCAUGUGCACAGUGGAGAUGCCUGACAUCAUGAUCAAGCUUCUCCCGGCUCUGAUCGUCAAGCUCACCCACAUUUCUGCCACCGUUGCCAUGGCGUCUCCCAUGCUUGAGUUUCUCUCCACUCUGGUGCGCUUACCCCAUCUGUACGCCAACUUUGUGGCCGAGCAGUACGUAAGCGUGUUCGCCAUCUCGCUGCCCUACACUAAUCCGUCCAAAUUCAAUCAAUACAUCGUAUCCCUGGCCCAUCAUGUGAUCGCCAUGUGGUUCAUACGCUGCAGACUCCCCUUCCGCAAGGACUUUGUUCAGUACAUCACCAAGGGCUUGCGCUCCAACGCCUUGCUUCCGUUUGACGACGGACACGAGCAAAGCCCCUUCCGCGCGCGGAGCACCAGCCUCAACGAGAGACCCAAAAGCCUGCGGGCUGGAAAAGUGGCAAAGCCGGCAGCAUCUGUAGCCAAUAGCAGCAGCUCUCCAGUUAAAGAGCUGAGGGACCUUUCGGCCAUGGAGGCUUUCCGCUCCCGCAGCAUCAGCGUCUCCGAACACGCGGUCCGCAGGAUGCACACUUCCACCACGACCUGCAGUCUGGGCUCUGCUGACGAAAAUGCAGUGACUCAGGCCGAUGAGGGACUCAAGACCGUCCACCUGGAGCUCACCGAGACGUGUCUAGACAUGAUGGCGCGAUACGUGUUCUCAAACUUCUCUGCUCUGCCUAAGAGGUCUCCGAUUGCCGAGUUUCUGUUAGCCGGAGGUCGCAGCAUGACCUGGCUGGUGGGCAACAAGCUUGUCACCAUCACAACAAGCGGCGGUGUCAGAACGCAAGCGUUGCUAGGAAUGGAUAUGUCAGAGCGUCUGGGAGGAGGAGGAGGAGAAAUGACCAGGUCAGAUCCAUCUCUUCACACCCGAAUGACUAAAGAGGCUCCGGCCAAACUGGAGUCGCAGUCCAGUCAGCAACAGAACAGAACAACUCGGACGCGAGUCCGCUCCAGGUCAGGUGGUCACGCUCUGCGUGCCGGUCCUAUUCCGAGUCUCAGUCCUCUGGUUUCCCCCUCUGAGGGAGAGUUGGCCUCUCCUCUGUCUCCUUCCUCUGGCCCUGCCCUGGACGCCGUCGGUCCUCCCUCCUCCGCAGUUGCCGCUCUGUCUGCCCCCCCUCCGCUCAAAGACAACCCCAGCCUCGCCGAGUUUGUUCCAAUGCUCACUCAAGGCUGGGCAGAGAUCUUCAUACGGAGACCCUCAGGUAACACCAGCUGGCUGAUGUGUCUGGAGAACCCACCCAGUCCCUUCUCCUCUGAGCUGGGCAACAUGCCGCUGCAGGAGCUCUCCGCCGUCCUGAUGGCGAUGGAGGGAGUGAAAGAGCCUCCCACUCAGACAGCCAGCGCUCCAGCCAGCACGGCCGCCCCAGCGCCAACGUCUGCCUCCGAACCGCUCACUCAAACACACAGCAGAGCCGGAGGAAAGGCCAACCUGUUUCAGCGCUCGAGCACCGUGGGCGGCUCGCUCUGGUCUCUGGGUACGGCCAGUGGGCCCCCAGGACCUCCAGCUCCUGGCAGGUUGCACAGGAGCAUUUCCUGGGCAGACUCUGUGGUGGUUUCCGAGGAGGGUUCAGGGGUCACAGCAGAGAACGCCCCUCUGGAGUGGGUAGAGGGCGAAGAGUUCGAGCCGAUCCCCAGCGAGCCCAUAUUCAUGUCUGACAAGGCGCCGCUUCCUGGACCGCUCAGCAGGUCGUCCUCCACUUCCAGUCAGGAUGAUGAAAAAUCCACACUGGAGGAGGUGAGCGAAGGAGCGAUUCCCAUCGAUCAGCCCAGCGUUGGCCCCUCCACCCCGGGCAGCCAGGGCCCCGACCUUCCAUUUCAGAGCCACUCUCAGUCCCAGGGUCACGGACUAAACAAGUCCAGCUCCUCCCCGGAGCUGCAGACGCUGCCCGAGGCCUUCACCAAAGCAGCGUUGGAGUCUGAGAAAAGUCAGGGCGACGGCACUCAGCCCAGAGCGCCCUCAGAUGGCAAGAGUCUGGCACUGCAGCAGCCCUGCUCAGACAAGGACAAAGGAGAGGGGAGCACCGGGGCAGAUUUUAACGGAGCAGGAGGUCCGGCCCAGGGAGGCGAGGGCUCCGGCUUGUCAUCUCAGAGUGGAGGAACAGCCAUGAAGUUGGCUUUUCCAGCAGCACCGGCUCUGCCUGGCCCCAUCUCGCCCGGCGGAGGACACCGACCCCGAGGUCACACCAUCUCCGUCUCCGCCCCGUCCUCCAGGAGAGAACGGAAGAUCGAUAGGGACUCGUAUCACACCCGACCCGGGCCCAGCAACACAGAGAAGAUCUCCGGACUGAGUCCCAGCUUCGUCUUCCUUCAGCUAUAUCACUCUCCUUUCUUUGGGAAUGAAGCCAAUAAACCGCUGCUGCUGCCCAAAACUCAGGUGAUUGAUCGGGCUGUGAAGGUUCUGGACCAGAUGCCUCCUUAUGACACCCAUAAGCUUGGAGUUGUGUUUGUUGGAAGUGGCCAGGUCAACAACGAAGUUGCCAUCCUGUCCAACGAAUACGGGUCGAACCGUUACGCCACCUUCAUCACCGGCCUCGGCAAACUAAUCCACCUGAAGGACUGCGACCCCGACCAGAUCUUCCUGGGCGGACUCGAUCAGUACGGGGAUGACGGAGAGUUCACCUACUGUUGGCACGACGACAUCAUGCAGGCCAUCUUCCACAUAGCCACGCUGAUGCCCAACAGAGAGAGUGACAAGGGCUGCUGCAACAAGAAGCGACACAUCGGCAACGACUUUGUCAUGGUGGUCUAUAACGACUCGGGAGAAGAUUACAAACUGGGCACCAUCAAGGGUCAAUUUAAUUUCGUCGAAGUCGUCAUUAAGCCACUGGACUAUGAAUGUAACCUUGUGUCUCUGCAGUGUCGGAAAGACCUCGAGGGCCUGGUUGACAUCAGUGUUGCAAAAAUCGUAUCCGACCGCAACUUGCCACUCUUGGUUCGACAGAUGGCUCUGCACGCAAAUAUGGCUUCUUUGGUGCAUCAGUACAGAGCGAAUCCCUCGGAUGCUUAUGCUUCCAAGUGGCUUGCCAGAUUACGACACAUAAAGAGGAUCAGGACCAGAGCUCAAGAAGACAUCCAGUCCCGUUCGACUCCAGGAAUCUCGCUGACCCAAGGACACACUCAGCAAAAUAAAGCAUUUCAACCAGGAGCUUCGGCUCCUGCUCCCGAGACGUCGGGACAGAGAAAAAGACUUGUUUCGACGGUGGACGACUUUACUGAUUUUGUUUGACUUUGUUUGCAAGGGUGACUUUAUUUGGCAGACUGAAUACACACACACACACAGACUGGUUGUGUUUGUCUCAACUACUGUAUGAAUUAAAAGUGAUAAUUUAAAACAAUCUGAAAUCUUGUUCCUUAUGGGAUUUUUUUUUUUUUUUAGUGUGAGGAAACAAAACCUAUUUGUAAAAAAAAGUUAUGAGUUUUGCCGUUUAGUGCUGAGGUAGUUGUAAACUCUUACCAAGAGUCUGAAGACACCAUUUUAUUCAUGGCCAAAUACUUGAGAUGCUCAUAUGUAGUUUUUUUUCUGGGCCAUCUGACCCAGUCCUAACAUUUCUAUUUCAGUAUCUUCUGGCGAAAAUAUUUUCUGAGCAGGAAUGCUUUUUGAA
Molecule: messenger RNA, 6380 nt
Organism: Poeciliopsis prolifica (blackstripe livebearer)
Lineage: Eukaryota; Metazoa; Chordata; Actinopteri; Cyprinodontiformes; Poeciliidae
Gene: tsc2
Product: TSC complex subunit 2
Exons: 42
Coding region: 293-6004 (1903 amino acids)
Biological process (GO): negative regulation of phosphatidylinositol 3-kinase/protein kinase B signal transduction; positive regulation of GTPase activity; regulation of cell cycle
Cellular component (GO): cytoplasm; nucleus; TSC1-TSC2 complex
Molecular function (GO): GTPase activator activity
Source: RefSeq, a predicted model, not a curated record